Messenger RNA from Xylaria bambusicola, 1902 nucleotides. Its product is annotated as apses-domain-containing protein. Gene Ontology annotation, cellular component: nucleus. Gene Ontology annotation, biological process: positive regulation of transcription by RNA polymerase II. Gene Ontology annotation, molecular function: DNA-binding transcription factor activity; sequence-specific DNA binding. NCBI's taxonomy places the organism in Eukaryota, Fungi, Ascomycota, Sordariomycetes, Xylariales, Xylariaceae. The transcript is spliced from 3 exons. The record is from RefSeq and is a predicted model, not a curated record. The coding region runs from base 1 to 1902 and encodes 633 amino acids.
AUGAAUCCACAACCAGACAUGUACUACCAGGCUCAGCACAUGUCUGCUGGUCCAGCAUCAGCACCGCAAACCGUGACUUCAAGUGCAAUGCCUCAGUAUGGACACCCUCAACCUACUCUGUUACAACCUGGCCCGCAGUACUCUGCUCCGCCAUAUCCUUACAAUUACUCCAAUGGGCUGCCAUCACCUCAAACAGCACCACCAGCUGUUUCGGCGCCGAUGGGACCGGCCAAUGUACUACCACUCCCAGGAGUCCCCAAUCAGUCAGCAAUGCAGAACAAUUAUCAAGGGUUUGACACAAGUGGACAAAUUGCUCCUCCGGGUAUGAAACCUCGGGUGACUGCAACGUUGUGGGAAGACGAAGGAAGUUUGUGCUUCCAAGUCGAAGCCAGGGGCAUUUGUGUUGCUCGUCGUGAAGAUAAUCACAUGAUCAACGGGACGAAACUUCUGAACGUGGCAGGAAUGACACGUGGAAGGCGAGAUGGUAUUUUGAAAAGCGAGAAAAUCCGACAUGUUGUGAAGAUUGGGCCGAUGCAUCUAAAGGGCGUAUGGAUUCCUUUUGAGCGCGCGCUAGACUUCGCAAAUAAGGAAAAGAUUACUGAGCUACUAUACCCGCUAUUCGUGCAUAAUAUAGGGGCACUUUUGUAUCACCCAACAAACCAGAACAGAACAAAUCAGGUCAUGGCUGCUGCUGAGCGCCGGAAAGCAGAAGUAAGCCAGAUGCGUAAUGGGCCCGCUCCUGGGUCUGGUCCUGCCCAAGGACCAUCGCCUCCUAGCGGCGUGUUGCCGUCAAUACAACAGCACCACCACCACAUAGGACUCCCCGGCCCCCAACCUUUACCCUCGCAUGCCGGUUCCGCACGUCCAUCCCUUGACCGCGCUCACACUUUUCCUACACCUCCGACAAGUGCUUCGAGCGUGAUGGGAAGCAUGGGUGCUGCCGAGAGCUACUGGGGACAGCAAGGCAUGAAUGGCGCCCAGGGUACUAACCCGAUGUCUAUCGACACUAGCUUGAGCAAUGCUGCUAGGUCAAUGCCGGCUACUCCCGCCACAACUCCUCCAGGCAACUCAUUGCACAGUAUGCAGUCGUAUCCUCAAGCUACUCAGCCAUAUGAUAAUUCCCGUGGCGUUUAUAAUCAUUCAACGCAGCAAGCGCCAUAUCCGUCACACAACAGCCCACCGGAUAGAAAUGUCUAUGGGCAGAAUAAUUCUUAUAUGAAGAGUGAGAUGGGACCCCCUUCAGGACGACCCGUUGGUGCUGGUGUGACAGAGAGUUCAGAUGUCAAGCCACCCAAUGGUAUGUUACCGCAUACUGAUGCUGUUCCGCAUGCCACUGGUGAAGAUGAGGCAGAGCAUGAGGCAGAGUACACACACGACAGUGGAGCAUAUGAUGCCAACCGAAAUGCUUACAACUAUAACGCUCCUCCUGUUGCACCUAUGUCGGGAGACCAUGCACAUUUAUCAUCAGAUAUAUCCGGUUCUCCGGGUCAUCAAGCCCAUUCUGGUCGCGCUACUCCUCGAACCGCCGCACCACCCCAGCCAUAUUAUGGGCAACCCACAGGAUACAGUACACCGCCACGAGUGCCUCCUUCGUCCAGUAACUUGUAUAAUGUAGUGAGUAACGAUCGGGCAGCACCUAAUGGAGCAUCUGCCUCUGAUGUGUAUGGCUCCCAAACGGAUAUAACCCCUUCGUUGCAGAAUGGUUACGCCCCUCCCUCAGUUUUGAACGGCGUAUCGGGUCACAAACGAGGACGAGAUGAUGAAGAGGAACUACAGCGUCCUUCAACCGGCAGCCUAGAUUUGAAGCGUCGGAAAACGCUAGUUGAUGGCACAAUAGUCCCUCCAGUAUAUGACGCAAUGAACAGACCGGCUUCAACUGUUGGAGGUGCUCGGCGGCGGUAA